This is a messenger RNA of Talaromyces stipitatus ATCC 10500, 591 nucleotides long. RefSeq names its product myoglobin, putative. The transcript has 3 exons. The coding region runs from base 1 to 591 and encodes 196 amino acids. Gene Ontology annotation, molecular function: heme binding; indoleamine 2,3-dioxygenase activity; metal ion binding. Gene Ontology annotation, cellular component: cytoplasm. Gene Ontology annotation, biological process: 'de novo' NAD+ biosynthetic process from L-tryptophan. Lineage: Eukaryota; Fungi; Ascomycota; Eurotiomycetes; Eurotiales; Trichocomaceae. The record is from RefSeq and is a predicted model, not a curated record.
AUGGCUUCUGAUAUUGGGCUACCUAUACCUGAGGCGUACAAUGUGUCGCCUAGAACCGGGUUUCUGCCCGAAGUUGUAUCUUGCGAGUCCGAUUUGCACCCAUACUACCAGCCAUGGAUCCGCGUUACUCAGGACUUACAAAAUUUGAUCAUGGACAAUCGAAUACGAAACGUCGUUGACGGGAUUCCGGUCCUGAGCUGUGAGCGUCUCGAGACAAUAUCGCAGCGAAGAAAAGCAUACUCGAUGCUGGGCUUCAUUUACCAUGCAUACAUUUGGGGAGGUGAAGAGCCGGCAGAGGUUAUCCCGGAAUCAGUAUCGAGCCCGCUCUUGUUGAUCUGCAAGUCACUGGAACUGCCUCCCGUUGUGACCUAUGCUGGAUUAGACAUUAAACCGCUUUAUCGUAUUGAUAACCUCUCAACUCAGAUAACCUUCACGGGUGCGAUCGAUGAGAGCUGGUUCUACCUCGUCUCGGUAGCUAUCGAGGCUAGGGGUGAUCCACUAGUCAGGGUCAUUUUGGAUGCAGUUCAUUAUGCGCAAGGGAACGAAGUCAAUGCGGUUGCUGCUCAGCUUAUAUGUCUUCUCGAGCGUUGA